CUGCCUAAGGGAAACUCGUAACUGGUAUAUAGAGGAUAUUUUCACAGGUAUUACCGUUUAAAACCACAUUCCGUUAUUUUGAGGCGUACUGCAAGAAAGCGAGCCUUCACCAGAUCACCCUAGUCCGGAUUUUAAUCGGAAAAAAGGUUUCUAGAUCGCCAGGAUGAAUCCUCAGCAGCGGAUUGCCGCUCUCGGAACAGACAAGGAAUUAAGCGACCUGCUGGAUUUUAGUGCGAUGUUCUCUCCGCCUGUGAGUGGAGCGAAGAACAGGCCCACCACACUUGGAAGCAGUCAGUUCAGUGCAUCAGGUAUGGAAGAGCGGACCAACCAAGCGUCUUGGGCCCCAGGUGGCGAGUCCAGUCCCUCCUAUGAGUCUUCCCGGGGUUUUGCAGACAGCCCUCAUUAUGGCGAUCAUCUGAGUGACAGUCGAUUAGUGUCCCAUGAAGGAUUGUCCCCAACACCUUUUAUGAACUCCAACAUAAUGGGUAAAUCAGAGCGGGCUUCAUUUGUGAACUUUGGGAGGGAUUCUGGAGCGUCUGGCUGCCAGUCUUCUGUAAGACCAGACGUCGGGUUGGCAAGUCCGAGUCCAGUGACUCUGUCUGGGAAGUCAGCUGCACCGUUAUACUCCUUCAACGCAGGCAAUCCUAGAAGACGCUCUCUACAAGAUGCUCCGUCCAUUGAUCCUCUACAAACAAAAAAGGUUCGCAAGGUCCCCCCUGGCCUGCCUUCAUCUGUGUAUGCACCAUCUCCAAACUCAGAAGACUUCAACAGAGAUUCUCCCUCGUACUCCUCUCCUAAACCCUCCAGCAGUAUGUUCGCAAGCACUUUCUUUGAUGGUACCCACAGUUCAUCUGACCCCUGGAACUCAUCCAAUGGGAUCAGUCAGCCUGGUUAUGGGGGAAUGCUCGCAGGAUCUUCAUCUCACAUGCCACAGUCAGGAAACUACAGCAGCCUGCAUGCACAUGAUCGCUUGAAUUACCCCGCACACUCAGUCUCUCCAGACAUCAAUGCCAGUCUUCCUCCCAUGUCCAGCUUUCACCGGAGCAACACCAACGCUUCACCAUUCGUCACAGCGGCACACACCACAUCUGCCAAUGCAGCCGAAGGGGUCAUGGCGGCUGCAAAUCGAGGGAAUGCCACUGGAAGCUCACAGACUGGAGACGCACUGGGCAAGGCUUUAGCCUCGAUUUAUUCGCCUGACCACACUAACAGUAGUUUUCCAUCCAACCCAUCGACACCUGUGGGGUCUCCUUCACCCCUGACCGCAACAGCAGGGGCUGCCUCAGCGGGUACCGUAGUGACUGCAUCCAGCACCCCGUCUGGAAGGCCAGGAACCAAUCAGUGGCCUCGCACCAGUGGACAGACCCCCUCUUCUCCAAAUUAUGAGAACUCCCUUCACUCACUAUCUCGAAUGGAGGAUCGUCUGGACAGACUGGAUGAUGCAAUACUCGUUCUGAGGAACCAUGCUGUGGGCUCCACUGCCAGUCUGCCCAGCGACUUACACAGUCUGCUGGGACAGGCGCAAAAUGGGCCAAUCGCAGCCAUUGGAGCAAACUUCCCUGCCUCUGCAUUGGUUCCAAGUCGGACAGCAGCAAUGCAGGGUGGUGCCCAUGUUGAUGAUGCUGUCAGCCUAAACAACAGCCACAGUGGUCUACCCAGCGCUGGCUCCACAUCCAGCACAGAACUCAACCACCAAGUGGAAGCAUUCAGAGGUCUUUCUUCAGCCCUGGCUGGCCAGGUGCCUGCCACCCUGGAGCUGAAGGUGGAGAAGCAGGACAAAGAUGAGAUGCAAGAGGACCUCACUGCUGAUGAUAAGUCUGAUGAUGACAGUGACAGAAGAGACAUGAGGACACCCAGAGCAGGCACACGCACAAGUAUCACUGAAGAUGAGGACUUGAAUCCAGAGCAAAAAGCUGAGCGUGAGCGCGAGAGGAGGAUGGCCAACAACGCACGCGAGCGCCUAAGGGUGCGGGACAUCAAUGAGGCCUUCAAAGAGCUCGGUCGUAUGUGUCAGCUUCACCUGAAGAGCGAGAAGCCUCAGACCAAACUUCUCAUCCUCCACCAGGCUGUGGCCGUCAUACUCAACUUAGAGCAGCAAGUCAGAGAGCGGAAUCUGAACCCCAAAGCAGCCUGCCUUAAGAGGAGGGAGGAGGAGAAGGUGUCUGGGGGCUCUGGUGACACUCAACAAGCUCACACAGGGGUUCAUCCAGGCCUGACUGACACAUCCAACCCCAUGGGCCACCUCUGAGAAGCAGACAGAUCAAAGUGAUCCAGAUCAUUUCUGUCCCGUUUGAGUCGGCGUUCUUGCUUCCCAGUGACAUACAGGACUCUCAGUUUGUGACACCAAUUGGAGGAGAUAGACCACUUGAAGGAAAAACUACGUGACUCACACAAUCCAAUCCUACGAUUGAAGAAGAAACAGAGCGUCCAGAUCCCUGUGACCAGUUUCCAUCUGCAAAUUUCUCCCCCCGAAGAAGUAAAUGAAAACCUUCAGCACAUAUCACUGUCUGUAAGAAGUGUGUCGCUUCUGAACAAUCAGAGACUUUGCAAUCUCCUCCAACCGUAUGUGGAAAUUGCCUUGUGCCUAAACUGAAUUGACGAAUGCAUUGUAACAGCAAUUUUUUUGUCUUUCUUUUUUUUCUAUUUAUUAUGUUAUUGAGCUAUAAAGUGUAUGUCUAAAGGGAAAGUUAAGCAAAUUCAAAGAGAAGUAUGUAGCUUUUCAGUUGAUCUAUUGUUUGCCAGUGUCACCAUUAAAACUGAGCACUCCACCCCACGCAAUCUUUGGCAAGUCUCGAGAUGAGGGGAAAAUAUUUGGGCACUGAGAAGAUUAAUUUAUUGGCCAGUUUAGAGUUAUAUUUAUACCCAACUGAAAGCAUCAUUAGCUGUUAGAAAAGAAGACAUAAAAGCGCCCCAUGUUUGAAAAACAAAGAUUAUAUAUUAUUUAUAUUUAUAUUUUAUAAAUCUGCCACUGGCCACAUGCGUAACCAAAACUACCUAUGUUUGUUUCUCUGUAGUUUAGAUCAGUUUCUGUCCAGCUGUCAGGCCGACUACAUAAGCAACAAUAUUUAUACAAAGGUGACAGGCGAACGGCAAACUCUAGGUUUACUGAAAGCUCAGAUUUUUUUUUUUCUCCUCGGUAGUGAGCAGUGAAAUUACAGAGAGCAAUCUACUUGCAAACCUUAGCAUUCCCUGCAGUUUUUAGUGUCUUAACUAAAGGAAAAAGGGGAAGUUGUUGCCCUCCUUUGCCAUAUAGUGUUAAACGUAAGCAGUGACUUUUUUUUUUUGUCUUUGAUUAGCAUCCUGACAGUUACUCGCUCCUCCUGACGUCAGCACAGAAGUGGCUUUUUCUUUUCUAUUUUUUGUACCUUUCUCGCCACCAGCUAAUCAGAGACUGCUUUAUGAAGAUGUAGUUAAAAUCAAACGACGACCACCUUUUCUCCUGGCCUGAUGAACACAACUUUAUUUCCUCUCUCGUCAUAUCGCUAAACAUUUAAUUUAAAACACAGUUAUUCUUUAGUUAUGCUUCUUUGUGAUGUAACAAGUCCUUUCUAUACACUUCCAGCAUUACAGUGUCCAUUUUCAGUAAGAGGAGAGAAUAUGUUCUAAGUUAUUUUUCAACCAAACACUCAGCCUGACUCAAUACUUCACAGACUUAGUUGGACAUCAUAGAACUGUAGCAGAAUAAUGAACAAAACUGGGAUUUACCUUUAUGUUUCAUGGUCAUGGCUUUAUUUUGUGUUCCCUCUCAGUGUGCAUGCUUUACGUUUCUCCUUUUAUGAAGUCUUUGGUCUUAAGACUUGCUUUAUAUUCCAUUUAUUUCUUUGUAUAUUGUCGUCUCUCAUUACCUACACCUCAAACAAGGCUGGCGCAUUCAGAAGGACUUUCCUCAACAAUAAAGGGACUUAAAUUAACAAAAACAAUGCCACACAAAGAGUUUACAUCAAAGAUUUACCAUUUGACCUCUAAAAUCCUACAGGGGUUUUGUGUAUGCUCUGACUGAAUGUGGCCUUGUUCUUCAUUUCAGUAUUUAUGGGCUUGUAUUCAUGUCAGCAAACUUUGAUUGAGGGUAUAAUGUACGCCACUUCCUGCUCUCUUUCCUUCCUUUUUUAAUUUCCUAUUCUUCCUAUAAUUCUUUGCUCCUCUGUUUGCCAAGUUAGACUUUGCUGUAUUCCCAGAUGCUUUCCCUUGUACAAUAUAUGAAGAAAAAAAGGAAGUCAAAAGGAAAAAAAAAACAUUUGGCUUAUUUUUCACUGUAGUUAGUCUUUUAUACAAUAAUACUGUAAGAAUAUUUCUUGAAUUCUAAAUAUUACUCUUUCUAGAUUUUUGAAAGCAAAGUUUUGAGGAAAAAGUUUCUUACUUUAUUUUACUAUAUUAGAUAGUAAAAUGUACGGUUACUUAUGAUAACCUGUCCAUUAUUACAGGAAAUUUACAUCUCAAGUACAUGGCUGAAAUGUCACUCGUAGACUUCAAAAGGCUUCGUACGAGCUCCAGAUUACUAAAAGUGAGACCUGGAUGUUUUUCUCUGGUCUCAUCAUUGUUGAUUGAUGAAAAAUUUUCUUUUUGUGUCAAACGAAAUCGUAUUGUCGAUGCAUACAGCACAAAACUGCAGCAACGGGAAUUUGAAUUUUCUGUCUUUUUCAACAGAAAAAAACUCAAUGUAUAUAACAUUUAUGUUGCAAUAAAUGUGCCAUCUUUUUUUAAA
Cheilinus undulatus (humphead wrasse) is the source of this 4702-nucleotide messenger RNA. It is a transcript of the gene tcf12, whose product is annotated as transcription factor 12. Bases 164 to 2248 code for a protein of 694 amino acids. Gene Ontology annotation, biological process: regulation of transcription by RNA polymerase II. Gene Ontology annotation, molecular function: DNA-binding transcription factor activity, RNA polymerase II-specific; protein dimerization activity; RNA polymerase II cis-regulatory region sequence-specific DNA binding. NCBI's taxonomy places the organism in Eukaryota, Metazoa, Chordata, Actinopteri, Labriformes, Labridae. The record is from RefSeq and is a predicted model, not a curated record. The transcript is spliced from 20 exons. Gene Ontology annotation, cellular component: transcription regulator complex.